Messenger RNA from Ogataea polymorpha, 909 nucleotides. RefSeq lists its product as uncharacterized. Gene Ontology annotation, molecular function: oxidoreductase activity, acting on paired donors, with incorporation or reduction of molecular oxygen; monooxygenase activity. The record is from RefSeq and is a predicted model, not a curated record. Lineage: Eukaryota; Fungi; Ascomycota; Pichiomycetes; Pichiales; Pichiaceae. The transcript is spliced from 2 exons. Bases 1 to 909 code for a protein of 302 amino acids.
AUGACUAAGUCACUUAUUAUCACUGCUUUUAUCACUGGAGGAACCACUGAGUGGCGUUAUCCGGGAGAUACUUCGUAUAGGUUUGCUUUCGAUUUGGAUGCCUGGGUGGAAAUAGCAAAGCUAUUGGAGAAGGGCAAAAUCUAUGCCCUGUUCAUUGCAGACCACUUAACCCUAUUUGAUGUCUACAAGGGCCCAAACAACUAUAGGGACGCAGUGAAGACCGGACUGAAUGUUCCAAAGGCUGAUCCAAGCCAUGCAAUUAUCACUGCUGCAAGGGAAACAAAAAACAUAUCUUUUGGAGUCACUUUCAGCACUGUCAGUGAACACCCAUACCUGUUUGCUAGAAGGCUUGCAACUCUUGAUCAUUUCACCAAGGGUAGAGUGGGAUGGAAUGUUGUUACAUCUUAUCUCAACAGUAUCGGCACCCAGCUUCUAAAUGGAGAACCAUUUCCUGAGCAUGACGAACGGUAUAAUAGGGCAACUGAGUACGUCGAUGUCGUGACUGGCCUUCUCUUAUCUACUUGGAGAGAUGACGCUCUGAUUCGCGACACGGAAACCGGUGUGUUCAUUGAUCCAGAUAGAGUUCGUGAGAUCAACCAUAAUGGAAAGUACUUCAAAGUUGCCGGACCAGCUAUCACACAGCCCUCAAUUCAAAGGAUCCCGCUCUUGAUUCAAGCAGGAACAUCAAAAAAGGGCCAGGAGCUGGCUGCCGAGUUUGCAGAGUUUGUGUACGUCUUGGGUGGGACUGAAGAGCUGGGUCCGAAGAUCAAGUACAUCAGAACAAUUGCAAAGGAGAAGUUCGGUCGAGACCCCAAAAAUAUCAAGGUGAUUUACUCUGCUAGAGUCAUACUGGGCCGCACUCAUGAGGAAGCUGUUGAAAAAGAGGCAUCUUACAAAAAGUAUGAGUGA